Arabidopsis arenosa is the source of this 605-nucleotide messenger RNA. The record is from the annotation of a GenBank genome assembly. Lineage: Eukaryota; Viridiplantae; Streptophyta; Magnoliopsida; Brassicales; Brassicaceae.
GAAUCGAUCGAAGAAGAAAAACGAACCCUAAUUUCUCGACCUACUUUCAUGGCAAAGGCAGCACCAUCUUGCGGAGGGAGAUCGGUUUUUUCUCGCCGCAAUUUCUCUUCAUUACCCGGUAUCGAAGGUAACGUUUUGGCGAUUCCGCUUCUCUCUUCUCUGAUUCGGCUUGAAAUCCUUUUGUUAUCUGUGAUUUUAGAGUGGAUAGGAGAAGCAAAGAGAGGGGGGUUCUUACGUGCACUUAGAGGAGUGUCUAUUGGAUAUGUCAUAGGUUACUUUGGCCUUCAAGAUGCGGUAGAUGAAACUAAGGCGAUAAUUCAGGAGAGGCGGGACAAGAGGAAAUCUGUUGGAAAAUCUCCAGAUAUUGGUACGGAUAAUCUCUCUAGUGAAAAAAACACAUCAGAGACGGCCUUGCUCAAGUCAGUUGGACAGAACAAUGAAACACACUCUGUAACAUCCUAAUUAUCUGACAAGCUUUGUAUCAUGUCAUUGUUGACUACGUGUACUCAAACAUAAAUUAAGGAAUUGGCUUUGCUUUUUGGUUCAAAUUUAUGAUGUCUAAUUGUAAGAGAACCUGCUUAUGUGAAUGAACGAAAUGAUCUGAU